Messenger RNA from Neolamprologus brichardi, 2864 nucleotides. RefSeq names its product casein kinase 1, alpha 1 (gene csnk1a1). Gene Ontology annotation, molecular function: protein kinase activity; ATP binding. Lineage: Eukaryota; Metazoa; Chordata; Actinopteri; Cichliformes; Cichlidae. The record is from RefSeq and is a predicted model, not a curated record. Gene Ontology annotation, biological process: protein phosphorylation.
GCCUCCAACGGCAACCAGCUGAGAGAAAGGGUAGAGAAGACAAGAUGGCGGAGUGAGUGGGUUGUACUUUGUACAGACGGUUUCGACCCUUAAAGUUUGCUGAAAACGUCUUUAAAAGAUCGAAGAAGCAACGGCACCCGCGAGAGUAUAAAGAUUAACUUUCGCCCUUCGCCGCAGAGGAAACCUGGACAGUUUCUCCGUUGCGUUUGUUACGACGACGUUAGCUUGAUGCUAACGUUAGCUAACGUUAGAUUUGACGGACAUUAGUUGCUACUUCGAGGUAGCUGGUUGGGUGUUAAAGGCCUUAGGCUUGUUCUAAUUUAGUUCUGGAUGUUUGUACGUCGAUACUAACACGCCAUUGAGCGUUUACCUGACCAGUUUGUGUUUUAACUAAGAUUAUUGUAGCCAGACGUAAGCCAGAAAACUAUAUAUGAGAUCUAUCGAAGCCUGGUUCAUUGGUUGUCGAAAAUAUUUUGUAGUAACAGCUAGCCCACAUUGCCCCCUGUAACACCAAGUGGAUAUACGGGACGCCGUAUGUUCUGCUGACAAUCGGGCUAAAUUGCCACAGAAUUUCCUAAAGCAAAUCAGGUGGAAUUUGAUAUCUGGUGGAUAUGGCGAGCAGCAGUGGCUCUAAAGCAGAGUUCAUAGUCGGUGGAAAAUACAAACUCGUCAGAAAAAUCGGAUCAGGAUCUUUCGGCGACAUAUAUCUGGCCAUCAACAUCACAAAUGGAGAGGAAGUAGCUGUUAAAUUGGAAUCACAAAAGGCCAGACAUCCGCAGUUGUUAUACGAAAGCAAACUAUACAAAAUCCUACAAGGCGGUGUCGGGAUCCCACACAUCAGGUGGUAUGGCCAAGAGAAGGACUACAACGUCCUAGUUAUGGACCUGCUUGGACCCAGUCUGGAGGACCUGUUUAACUUCUGUUCUCGCCGCUUCACCAUGAAAACUGUCCUUAUGCUGGCAGACCAGAUGAUCAGCAGAAUCGAGUAUGUACACACAAAGAACUUCAUCCACAGAGACAUCAAACCAGAUAACUUUCUCAUGGGCAUCGGCCGUCACUGUAACAAGUGUUUAGACUCGUCAGUGGGGAAGAGGAAAAGAAGCUUGGCUGUUAGCUCUUCUCAGGAUCCAUCUUUCUCAGGAUUAAACCAGUUGUUCCUUAUUGACUUUGGUUUGGCAAAGAAGUACAGAGACAACCGAACACGACAACACAUCCCAUACAGAGAAGACAAGAACCUGACUGGCACGGCACGCUAUGCUUCCAUCAACGCGCACCUGGGCAUUGAGCAGAGUCGCCGUGAUGAUAUGGAGUCACUAGGCUACGUGCUGAUGUACUUCAACAGAACCAGUCUGCCAUGGCAGGGAUUAAAGGCUGCCACAAAGAAGCAGAAGUAUGAAAAGAUUUCAGAAAAGAAGAUGUCCACCCCAGUUGAGGUCCUCUGUAAGGGUUUCCCAGCAGAAUUUGCCAUGUAUCUAAACUACUGCCGUGGCUUGCGCUUUGAGGAGGCUCCAGACUACAUGUAUCUGCGCCAGCUGUUUCGCAUCCUCUUCAGGACUCUGAACCACCAGUAUGACUACACAUUUGACUGGACCAUGCUGAAACAGAAAGCCGCUCAGCAGGGGGCCUCCUCCGGGGGCCAGGGCCAGCAGGCACAAACCCCCACAGGCAAGCAAACUGACAAACCCAAGCCUAACAUGAAAGGUUUUUGAGGGGUCUGCUCUGAGCAGAGCUCCUGAAGUGUUGGUGACCAGGACUAAUAAGUCUCCCUUCCUGGAUAAGCGACAAACAAGAAAGUCUUUCCUUCCAUCAUAACUGUCUAUGUAAUGGAAAUAUAUAGAUUUACACACACCUUUGUCAGUUGUGUUAUCUAUAUAUUCAUAUAUGUGUAUAUAUAAUAAACCCUCCACUCUGGAAGAUUUUUUUUUUUUUUUUUUUUUUUUUUUUUUUUUAGGAUGUGGAGGCUGUAGCCCCCCCUCCCCCAACACACAUACCCUUCCCCAUCCAUCCUUCUGUCUCUGUUCUCUCAGUGUUGACUUUGUUUCUUUGGAAACUGAAGUUGAGAUCAACUGACCAUUUUUGUUUUUCCUCCCAGUAGAAACAUCUCAAAGCAUCUCUUCUCUUCCCAUUCAGUUACUUCACUCCCUCCUUUUACCAAAUGUUAAACAUGUAAACCUAAAACCUGUUCUCCCUUUUGUUUCUUAUAUAAUUGAAUGACACACCCCUGGAUGUUAUUUACUUAAAAAAAAAUCAAAUGUUGAUUUUUUUUUUCUUCUGGUUUUCUUUGUUUCCUAUGGUGAUUAGGAGUUUGCCUGUUAAUAAGCAGUGGAUGGCAGUCAAUGGUAGAAUGAUACUCUGGCUCUCUCCCUCUCUAGAGCUCUGAAUGAUAAAUCUGUUGUUAAAUCUUCUCCAUAAAUGCCAAUAAAAAUAUUACAUAACUCAGAGCAAGCACAAGUUCUUAUCAGCCACCUUCACAUGAAACUGUGUAGAAAGCACCAGCCAGGCAUGAUAUGUGAGCGUGCAUCUGUUGCUUGGUUUGUUUUCCCCAGCAGGCAGCACCAUAAAGAAAUCAUGUUCACCUGAAUAUUUGGGAUAUUCACGUGGUAUUUAAAUCCCUUCUGCUGUUCUUUAGUAUACAAACGAGAAUUUUUAAUUUCCUGUUUUGUUUUUUUCCUUUGUCCCUUUUUUCGGGCUUUAGGUUCAGUGUGCUGCAUCAUGAGACCAAACUGUUUAAAGCACUGUCUCAAGAUUGAGUCCAAGUUAUCACACGUAUACCAGUCGUUUGUUAGGUGUAUAAAGAACACUGGGAAACAGUUUUUCUUGCUCAGAGAUGUCCUUUAUUAUAAAGAUUCAGUGAUUAUAAAAUA